Messenger RNA from Pyrus x bretschneideri (Chinese white pear), 1524 nucleotides. RefSeq names its product bifunctional UDP-glucose 4-epimerase and UDP-xylose 4-epimerase 1. Gene Ontology annotation, cellular component: cytosol. Lineage: Eukaryota; Viridiplantae; Streptophyta; Magnoliopsida; Rosales; Rosaceae. Gene Ontology annotation, biological process: galactose metabolic process; rRNA processing. The record is from RefSeq and is a predicted model, not a curated record. Gene Ontology annotation, molecular function: UDP-glucose 4-epimerase activity; RNA binding. The coding region runs from base 16 to 1068 and encodes 350 amino acids. The transcript is spliced from 9 exons.
GAAAGCAGAAGCAGCAUGGGGUCUAUGGAGCAGACGAUUCUGGUGACCGGCGGCGCGGGGUUUAUAGGGAGCCACACGGUGGUUCAGCUGCUUGAGGCGGGGUUUAGGGUUUCCGUCAUUGAUAAUCUCGAUAACUCCGUUGCUGAAGCUGUUGAUCGCGUCAGGGACUUGGUCGGCCCCAAGCUCUCUCAGAAACUCCACUUUCAGCUGGGCGAUCUCAGAAAUAAGGACGAUUUGGAGAAGCUGUUUUCUCAAACGAAGUUUGAUGCUGUAAUCCACUUUGCUGGCCUAAAAGCUGUAGGAGAAAGCGUUGCACACCCGCACCGUUAUUAUGAUAACAAUUUGGUUGGAACUAUUAAUCUUUACGCGGUCAUGGCGAAAUACAAUUGUAAAAAGAUGGUUUUUUCAUCAUCUGCAACUGUGUAUGGACAACCUGAAAAAAUUCCAUGUGUUGAGGAUUUCAACCUUGUAGCUUUGAAUCCAUAUGGCCGUACCAAGCUUUUCCUUGAAGAAAUUGCUCGAGAUAUGUAUAAUGCAGACCCAGAUUGGCAAAUUAUUCUGCUGAGGUACUUCAAUCCAGUCGGGGCUCAUGAGAGUGGGAAAAUUGGUGAAGAUCCCAAAGGCAUCCCAAACAACCUCAUGCCGUACAUACAGCAAGUAGCUGUUGGAAGAUUGCCUGAGCUUAAUGUCUUUGGUCAUGAUUAUCCCACCAAGGAUGGUACUGCGAUCCGAGACUACAUCCAUGUUAUGGACUUAGCAGAUGGUCAUAUUGCUGCCCUUCAGAAGCUUUUUACAACAGAGAAUAUAGGUUGUGCUGCCUACAAUCUCGGAACUGGACAAGGUACAUCGGUGCUUGAAAUGGUUGCUGGUUUCGAGAAAGCUUCUGGCAAGAAAAUUCCUAUCAAACUAUGUCCGAGGAGGCCAGGAGAUGCUACUGCUGUUUAUGCUUCAACAGAGAAAGCUGAAAGGGAACUCGGGUGGAAGGCAAAAUACGGAAUAGAGGAGAUGUGCAGGGACCAAUGGAAGUGGGCGGUAAACAAUCCUCACGGCUACAAGUCGAAGUAUUGAAGGCGUUGGCAUGUAUAUACGCGCGGCAGCACACCGAAGUUCAGUCCGAAAUUGGACGGAAGAAGAUCCCGCGUUUGAUAUGAAUAAUUUCCACACAGUGCCUAAAAGAAGCGUAGUUGGGAAACAUCAACAUAUGUUGCUAAAUCAUUAUGUUCUUCCUUGUUUUUCUUUUUAUUAGAGAGAAAAAAAAAAGGUAGUGGGAAUAAAUUCCUCUGGCAAAAUAUAGAUAUUAUAAGCAUCGAAAAAGAAAAAGUUUAAAUGGUAGGAUUGUGAUGGGUCAAAAUGUCCUAGGAGAAUUGGAGAAACGUACGGGUUUGGUAAAGUUUGAACAAUUAUUGAACGUUAGACUGAAGACCUUUAUGUUUUUGUCAUAGAUUGAAGACAGUAUUUUGUGUUGCAGGAUUACCAUACGUCAAAAAUUCUAUUAUUUUAAUUAAAAAAAUGUAUUUAUGAUUC